CAGCUGUACGCAGAGCACGACAAAGAUGGAGUUUGCCUGCAGUCAUGUCGUUUGUAACUGGAGUCCAGAUGGAGAAGGUCCGGUUCCUCCACCUCUGCCUCCUCGUCGCCUCAGAAAACCUCGUCCUACCUCCUUGCCCCUCCCCCCUCUCCCCUCCCCUCAGCUCCCUCUCGCUCCUCUCUCCCUCCCUCCUCCUGUCCCGCCCAGAGGGGAUAAGCAGGAAGGAGAGAGCAGGCUGGCGGCUAACGUCAAUGUUAUCUCCCUCAGUGUCGGCAAACUGGUCGAUAUCAGUCAAGCCUCAGGCAUGGAGACGUUUCAAACCCCGGUGAUUUGUGGGAAAUGUAGUGCUGCUUUGUCAUGUUUGAGUUGCACACAGAGGAACGUGUGGGUGUGUGAGUUCUGUGGGCGUGAAAACAGUGUAAACGACAGACUGGAGAAAGUGUGCAUAGGUCAGCGUGCAGGUGUGCACAGUGAUGACAUUUACCUGUCCACUGAGAGCGACGAUGACUACCAGAACCUGGAGGACACACUGGUGGUGUUCUGCGUGGACAUUUCUGGCAGCAUGAGCGUCACUACAGAGGUCACAAAAAGCAGUGGAUCAAUUGCACACAUAUCCAGACUAGAGAGUAUGCAAGACGCCCUCCAGAGGGCGCUAACGUCCCUGCUGCAGGAGUCCCCACACAGGAGAGUGGCUCUGGUCACGUUCAACGAUGAUGUUGUGAUAUACGGUGACGGCACCAGUACUCCCCUCACUCUCAGGGAUUGGGCGUUGGUCGACUAUGACCAUAUAUGGCAGCAGAGUGUUGCUUACAGCAUCCCACAUUGUAUCGCUGAGACCUGCAGCCAUCUUCUACAGAGAGUCAAGGAUCUCAGGGAGCAUGGAGCUACAUGUCUUGGUCCUGCAGCGUUAGCCUCGGUUGCCAUGGCAUCAAGGUACCCAGGGUCAAAGGUGGUUUUGUGCACUGAUGGCAGAGCCAACAUUGGACUGGGUGAAAUAGAGCAGAAUCCCUCCCUGUCCUCCUCGUCCCAUGUCCCGUAUUUCUACAGAAAGCUGGCUCUGCAGGCUGUGGAGAGUGGAGUCAUUAUAUCAGUGAUGACUUUUGAAGGCACUGAUUGUCGUCUGGCUGACAUCGGGAGACUUGCAGACACGACCGGAGGAAGGGUGAACAUGGUGAGCAUUGGCACGGUUGCUACGGAGAUCCAUUCAGCCUCUGUCGACAACGUCCUUGCAACUGGAGUCACGGCGACCCUGCUUGCUCCUGAAGGAAUCUGUUUUCCAUACGAGGAUGAAAAGAAUCACAAACUGGUCAGAGACAUUGGGAACGUCACUAAGGGACUGGAGAUGACCUUUCAGUUUGCUGUAAAACCAGAGUUUAUAGAGACUUUUCUACAGAAGAGCACGCUUCCAUUCCAAGUACAACUGAGCUUCAAGACCAGAGAUCAACAGAAGGUCACUAGAGUCAUCACAGAGCAACGACCAGUUACCACCUGCAGGCGGGUCGACGCUGGUAGUCUUAACACGGCGGUCCUCGGCGUCCACUGUGCUCAGCUCUGUGCCAGACUAACCAUGGAGGGUCAAGUCCAGGAAGCACAAAGACAACUUAAAGCACAGCAAGACCUUCUCAAUCAAAUCAGCAGGCAGAGGCCAAUGCAGCAGGAGGAGAAUAUCUACGGCAACUGGAUGGACACGAUGACAGUAAUCUGCGACGACAUCACAGCAGAAUCUCAGACUCUGUCUGAUGAAGCAGCUAAAGUAAUGUACCAGAUGAAGAGAGCUAGCAGUGAUACCGACUACAGCAAUAUCAGUGAGAUCAGGAGAACGACUGUGUGGAAGAACUAGAACUAACGCCUGCCAGUUGAAUGCCUGGAUGGUGGAAGACCAGUGGGAGUGAAGAGGGGCUGACCAUGGAUACACUGACCUUUGACCUCCAAAUGCUCCUCAAAUAUUGUUGGGUGAGAGUGAACAUAAGUGCCUCAAAGCAAUCUUGAGAUUUGCACGAGCACCAUGGCCUUGAUUUGACUUACAACUGCCAGAAUCUCAGGAGGUCAUCCUCGGGUCAAAGUGAACAUUGGUGCAGAGUCUGAUGAAUCCGUCAAAGCUUUACUGGGAUAUGGCAUUUAGAAGACGGACUGUUGGACCUGAAAACUUGACUCGCCUAUCACCGGCACGAAGGCAUAAAAAGAGCACCAUAUUGGGAUGAAUGUAAAGAUUUGACUAAAAAUAUUUUUUUCAAGAUUUCAACCGCCAUCUUUUACCCAGGAUUUUAACAAAUUAACAAGAAAAUGGAGACAAUUUAUUCAAUAUAGAAUCUUGUUUUUUUCUUGUGUCAGGAAUUUUCCUGCACUUGUGAUAAUUUAAUCAUUUUAAAAACAAACUCUUCAGUUCUCAAUAAAUCAGUUUGCAGCUCUGUUAGAUGUAAACAUCAUUUGAUAUAAAUGCUGAUUUCUUAAAAUGAUCUGAAUAUCAGAAACAAACAUGUUCUAUUGGAAACUCUAUUGCACUCCAACUUUUUUGGUUUGGCUGAUGUAGCACCUUCUGAUUUAAACCAAAUACCAAACCAUAGAGGUAUUUAUCUAAAAGAAGUACUUUACCUCUAUGAGAGUUGUUACAGCUAUAAAUGCUUAAUUGAUGCAUUAGUAUUUAUUUGUAUUGUUGUAUAAUUUAUGUCUGAGUCUGAGUCUGUCUGAGUUUGAGUAAA
Molecule: messenger RNA, 2699 nt
Organism: Cheilinus undulatus (humphead wrasse)
Lineage: Eukaryota; Metazoa; Chordata; Actinopteri; Labriformes; Labridae
Product: circularly permutated Ras protein 1
Exons: 18
Coding region: 26-1840 (604 amino acids)
Biological process (GO): intracellular protein transport; COPII-coated vesicle cargo loading; endoplasmic reticulum to Golgi vesicle-mediated transport
Cellular component (GO): COPII vesicle coat; endoplasmic reticulum exit site
Molecular function (GO): zinc ion binding; SNARE binding
Source: RefSeq, a predicted model, not a curated record